This is a messenger RNA of Ceratotherium simum simum (southern white rhinoceros), 2160 nucleotides long. Lineage: Eukaryota; Metazoa; Chordata; Mammalia; Perissodactyla; Rhinocerotidae. The record is from RefSeq and is a predicted model, not a curated record.
UGUGUUUUGGAUCAGUUGCUUUGUCUGCUGAGGAUCCCUUUCUGUAGACUUAACAAUAUGAAUGUAAUCUGCUAGGUCAGAGAGAACAGCAAGAAAGAAAGAGCCUUCGAAUUUUAGCCAUAAGGUACUUUGAUAAGAGGAUUUUUAAAAAUUCCCUUUUAACCACAGAACUCCCCCAUCGGAAAGGAUUCUGAAAGAAAUGAAGAAAACCAUCAGAAAUGAAGUCAGUAGCCUCAAGGCCUUCUGUUGACCAGGCUGGAGUUUUGUUACUACAGUUCUUUGGAAUGACGUCAGGAUUGUCCACUGUCCAUCCAUAAAAAUCAGGAUGUCUGCUGAGGUCAUCCAUCAGGUCGAAGAGGCACUUGACGACGAGGAGAAGGAGAUGCUUCUUUUUUUGUGCCGGGAUGUUGCUGAAGAUGGGGCUCCGCUUAAUGUCAGGGAUCUUCUAGAUAUUUUAAGCGAGAGAGGAAAGCUGUCUGUUGUCGGCUUGGCUGAGCUGCUCUACAGAGUUAAGCGGUUUGACUUGCUCAAGCGGAUCUUGAAGAUGGACAAAACGGCGGUGGAGGCCCACCUGCUCAGGCACCCUCGGCUUGUUUCGGACUAUAGGGUGCUGAUGACGGAGAUUGGUGAGGAUUUGGAUAAAUCUGAUGUGUCCUCAUUAAUUUUCCUCAUGAGGGAUUAUAUGGGCCGAGGCAGGAUAGCCAAGGACAAGAGUUUCUUGGAUCUUGUGAUUGAAUUGGAGAAACUAAAUCUGCUUGCUCCAGAUCAGUUGGAUUUAUUAGAAAAAUGCCUGAAGAACAUCCACAGAAUAGACCUGAAGACAAAAAUCCAGAAAUACAAGCAGUCUGGUAUAGCUCGAGGAGCGGGAACAAGUUAUGUAAAUGCUCUCCAGGCAUCUCUUCCAAACUUGAGUCUUAAGGAUCCUUCAUAUAACUUAAGGCUCCAGAAUGGGAGAAGCAAGGAACAGAGACUCAUUGUGGAACAACAUCACAUUCAAAAACCAGUGAAGACUUCCAUUCAGGAAUCGGGAGCGUUUUUGCCUCAGCACAUACCAGAAGAGAGAUACAGGAUGCAGAGCAAGCCGCUGGGAAUCUGCCUGAUAAUUGAUUGUAUCGGCAAUGACACGGGGGCUCUUCGAGACACCUUCACCUCGCUGGGCUAUGAAGUCCAGCAUUUCCUGUAUCUGAGUGUGGACGGUAUAAUCCACAUUCUUCGCCGAGUUGCCCGGAUGCCCCAGCACCAAGACUACGACAGCUUCGUGUGUGUCCUGGUGAGCCGGGGGGGCUCCCAGAGCGUGUUUGGCGUGGAUCCGACGCACUCAGGCUUCCCCUUGGAUCAGAUCAGGAGGAUGUUCAUGGCAGACGCAUGCCCUUCUCUCUUGGGGAAGCCAAAGCUCUUUUUUAUUCAGAACUAUGUGGUGUCAGAGGGCCAGCUGGAGGACAGCAGCAACCUGGAGGUGGAUGGGCCAGCAGUGAAAAAUGUGGAUUCUAAGACAAGGCCGCCUGGGCCCUGUACGGUGCACCGAGAGGCUGACAUCCUCUGGAGCCUGUGCCGAGCCGAUGUGUCCUUGCUGGAGCGGCCCAGCAGCCCCGCGUCGGUGUACCUGCAGUGUCUCUCCCAGAAACUGCGGCAAGAGAGAAGACGCCCCCUCCUGGAACUGCACAUCGAGCUCCACAGCCGCGUGUAUGAUUGGAACAGCAGAGUGUCUGAUAAGGAGAGGUACUACGUCUGGCUGCAGCACACUCUGAGGAAGAAGCUCAUCCUCUCUUGCAAAUGAAAAGACCACCGCCCUCCUUAGCCCUACAGUCUCCCUCCAUCACUAGCCAGAGUGGGGUUUGCAAGUGUGUAUGUGUGGUGUGGGUGAGAUGAGGUCCUGGCCAUGCUGAAGUGACCUGUGCGGAAUGCUUGGUGGGAAGGGGUGUUCAAACUACAGCUUCUGAGGUGGAGGUAUUGGCCCCUGUGUUGGGCCAGGUCAGUGUUGAGAAGGAAAUGGCUUGGAAACUUGAAAAACCAAGUCCUGGCUGACUUGGGCACCUCUGGAGUAUGUUGCCUUCCAUCGUAACAAUCAAGUAAACCAGAGCUAAAGAUAAGCACUUAGAGCGCUUGCAGUCAGAGAGUGAAUUAGCCUGUGGGUAUCCAUACUCCAUGUAGAAAGUGAAA